This is a messenger RNA of Puma concolor (puma), 3151 nucleotides long. RefSeq names its product pre-mRNA processing factor kinase PRP4K (gene PRP4K). Gene Ontology annotation, molecular function: ATP binding; protein serine/threonine kinase activity. The record is from RefSeq and is a predicted model, not a curated record. Gene Ontology annotation, biological process: peptidyl-serine phosphorylation; peptidyl-threonine phosphorylation; mRNA cis splicing, via spliceosome. Lineage: Eukaryota; Metazoa; Chordata; Mammalia; Carnivora; Felidae.
CCACGGUUCCCUACGCGGUUAGCACAUGCGCGACGCUUCUGCUCCCUCUUCCACCACUUCCACUAGCUUCCACCGUCCGGGAAGCCGCCGCCACCGCCGCCGAGGAGUCAGGAAGUUCAAGAUGGCCGCCGCCGAGACUCUGUCGCUGCGGGAACAGCCCGAGAUAGAAGAUGCUGAUAAUUCCGAGAAGAGUGUAAAUGAAGAAAAUGGGGAAGUAUCAGAAGACCAAUCUCAAAAUAAGCACAGUCGUCACAAAAAAAAGAAGCAUAAACACAGAAGUAAACAUAAGAAACAUAAACAUUCCUCAGAAGAAGAUAAGGAUAAAAAACAUAAACAUAAGCAUAAACAUAAGAAACACAAAAGAAAAGAGGUCAUUGAUGCCUCUGACAAAGAAGGUAUGUCUCCAGCAAAAAGAACUAAACUUGAUGAUUUAGCUUUGCUGGAAGACUUGGAAAAACAGAGAGCCUUGAUUAAAGCUGAACUUGAUAAUGAGUUAAUGGAAGGAAAGGUCCAAUCUGGGAUGGGGCUCAUAUUGCAAGGUUAUGAGUCUGGCUCUGAAGAAGAGGGGGAGAUUCAUGAAAAGGCAAGAAAUGGAAAUAGGUCUAGUACCAGAUCUUCAAGUACAAAGGGGAAACUCGAACUUAUGGACAAUAAAAAUAGUACAAAAAAGCGAAGUAAAAGCAGAUCCAAAGAACGGACUAGACAUAGGUCUGAUAAAAAGAAAAGUAAGGGAGGUGUUGAAAUAGUUAAAGAAAAGACAACUAGGAGCAAAUCAAAGGAGAGGAAAAAGUCCAAAAGUCCAUCCAAAAGAAGUAAGUCUCAAGAUCAGGCAAGGAAAUCAAAAUCCCCUACCCUUAGAAGGAGAUCUCAAGAGAAAAUUGGAAAGGCCAGAUCUCCUACUGAUGACAAGGUUAAAACCGAAGAUAAAAGUAGGUCAAAAGAUAGGAAAAAAUCCCCAAUUAUAAAUGAAAGUAGAAGUCGUGAUCGAGGCAAAAAAUCCAGAUCCCCAGUUGAUUUAAGAGGUAAAUCCAAAGACAGAAGAUCACGAUCCAAAGAGAGAAAAUCAAAACGGUCUGAAACAGAUAAAGAAAAGAAGCCAAUUAAAUCUCCCUCUAAAGAUGCUUCUUCUGGGAAAGAAAACAGGUCACCCAGUAGAAGACCUGGUCGAAGUCCUAAAAGAAGAAGUUUGUCUCCAAAACAGCGUGAUAAAUCAAGGAGAAGUAGAUCUCCACUAGUAAAUGAUAGGAGGUCUAAGCAGAGCAAAUCACCUUCUCGAACUCUGUCUCCUGGUAGAAGAGCCAAGAGCCGAUCCUUGGAAAGAAAACGAAGAGAACCAGAAAGGAGACGACUUUCUUCUCCAAGAACACGACCUCGAGAUGAUAUCCUCAGUAGACGUGAAAGAUCAAAAGAUGCCAGCCCCAUCAAUAGGUGGUCCCCAACCCGAAGAAGAGCAAGUAGAUCUCCCAUUAGAAGGCGGUCUCGUUCCCCACUCAGACGAAGUAGGUCACCCAGGAGAAGAAGCAGGUCUCCUCGGAGAAGGGACAGAGGUCGAAGGAGCAGGUCACGCUUGAGAAGGCGGUCUCGAUCACGGGGUGGUCGUAGACGUAGGAGCAGAAGCAAAGUAAAAGAAGAUAAAUUUAAAGGAAGUCUUUCUGAAGGAAUGAAAGUUGAACAAGAAUCUUCAUCUGAUGAUAACCUUGAAGACUUUGAUGUAGAGGAAGAAGAUGAAGAAGCCCUAAUAGAACAGAGAAGAAUACAGAGGCAGGCAAUUGUUCAGAAAUAUAAAUAUCUUGCUGAAGAUAGCAAUAUGUCUGUGCCAUCUGAACCCAGCAGCCCCCAGAGCAGUACCUGUACGCGGUCACCUUCUCCAGAUGACAUUCUAGAAAGGGUAGCUGCUGAUGUUAAAGAGUAUGAACGGGAAAAUGUUGAUACAUUUGAGGCUUCAGUAAAAGCCAAGCAUAAUCUAAUGACAGUUGAACAGAAUAAUGGUUCAUCUCAGAAGAAGCUGUUGGCACCUGAUAUGUUUACCGAAUCUGAUGAUAUGUUUGCUGCCUAUUUUGAUAGUGCUCGUCUUCGGGCUGCUGGUAUUGGGAAAGAUUUCAAAGAGAAUCCCAACCUCAGGGAUAACUGGACAGAUGCAGAAGGCUAUUACCGCGUGAACAUAGGUGAAGUCCUAGAUAAGCGUUACAAUGUGUAUGGCUACACUGGCCAGGGUGUAUUCAGUAACGUUGUACGAGCCAGAGAUAAUGCAAGAGCAAACCAAGAAGUUGCUGUAAAAAUCAUCAGAAACAAUGAGCUCAUGCAAAAAACUGGCUUAAAAGAACUAGAAUUCUUGAAAAAACUUAAUGAUGCUGAUCCUGAUGACAAAUUUCAUUGUUUGCGACUCUUCAGACACUUUUAUCACAAGCAGCAUCUCUGUCUUGUAUUUGAGCCUCUGAGUAUGAAUUUACGAGAGGUGUUAAAAAAAUAUGGUAAAGAUGUUGGUCUUCAUAUUAAAGCCGUGAGAUCCUAUAGUCAGCAGCUGUUCUUGGCAUUAAAACUCCUUAAAAGAUGCAAUAUCCUACAUGCAGAUAUCAAGCCAGACAAUAUCCUGGUUAAUGAAUCAAAAACUAUUUUAAAGCUCUGCGAUUUUGGGUCGGCUUCACAUGUUGCGGAUAAUGACAUAACACCUUAUCUUGUCAGUAGAUUUUAUCGUGCUCCUGAAAUCAUUAUAGGGAAAAGCUAUGACUAUGGUAUAGACAUGUGGUCUGUGGGUUGUACCUUAUAUGAACUCUACACCGGAAAAAUUUUGUUUCCUGGCAAAACCAAUAACCAUAUGUUGAAGCUCGCCAUGGAUCUCAAAGGAAAGAUGCCUAAUAAGAUGAUUCGGAAAGGCGUAUUCAAAGACCAACAUUUUGAUCAAAACCUCAACUUCAUGUAUAUAGAAGUUGAUAAAGUAACAGAGAGGGAGAAGGUUACUGUCAUGAGCACCAUUAAUCCAACCAAGGACCUGUUGGCUGACUUGAUUGGGUGCCAGCGACUUCCUGAAGACCAACGUAAAAAAGUACACCAGCUAAAGGACUUGUUGGACCAGAUCCUGAUGUUGGACCCAGCUAAACGAAUUAGCAUCAAUCAGGCCCUACAGCAUGCCUUCAUCCAGGAAAAAAUUUAA